AUGUCCAACCAGCAAGUUGGUCCGGUGUUCGAGCGGGUGAUCCAGGAGGUCUGUGACGCCUCUCAGGUCGACUUCGAAGAAAGUGGUGUCGACCAAAAGACACUGCUUGAUAUGCGUGAGUCUGUCCCGACACCAUCAGCACCGGUGCAUGCUCCCGUUUCAGCGCCUGGGCAAAUGCCCUCGGUCGCGGCAGCCCAAAGCCAGCCGCGCAUUAAGACUGAGCCCGGCACCUCCCAACCCGCAAUGCCUCCCAUGAACCCCAUGCAGAUGAACACUAAUCCACAUGCCGCUCGUGAUCGUGCUAUUAGCAAUAUACAGCAGAAAUAUGGCCCAAGUGCAGCCCACUCGGUUAGUCAACUUCAGGCUCAAGGUCAGCAUGGAUAUUCUCCGGUUGUGAACAACCCUGCCCACGGCCAUAUGCCACAUAUCAAAAACGAGCCUGGAUAUUCACCACUUGGAAACGGUCAAACUGAUGGCGGCCGGGAUGAUCCUUUAUCAGACUGGAAGGCCGAGGUGGCUCGUCGCCGCGAGGCAGCCCAGAAUGGCGAAGGUGAUCGUAUGCUUCGCGAAUAUCUCAACCAGAACAUGGUCAGCUUGGAAGGUGGUGGUCUUCUCCGUCCCAUGAGUGAACACAGCAAACCUUCUGCGGCUUCACGUCGAGCGGCCCGUGCCGCAGAACAUGCCGAUCCUCGGACGAGUUCCACUGCGCCCCGGAUUCCUGGCCAGUUCGACGGCCCUGAAGAAGAAGACGAAGAUGCGAUCAAUUCUGAUUUGGAUGACCCCGACGACCUGGCCGGAGACGACCAGGAUGCUGAAGAGGGGUGA
Messenger RNA from Penicillium chermesinum, 825 nucleotides. Its product is annotated as transcription initiation factor IIA large subunit. The record is from RefSeq and is a predicted model, not a curated record. Gene Ontology annotation, cellular component: transcription factor TFIIA complex. The transcript is spliced from 3 exons. Gene Ontology annotation, biological process: transcription initiation at RNA polymerase II promoter. Lineage: Eukaryota; Fungi; Ascomycota; Eurotiomycetes; Eurotiales; Aspergillaceae. Bases 1 to 825 code for a protein of 274 amino acids.